Molecule: messenger RNA, 3093 nt
Organism: Symbiodinium sp. CCMP2456
Lineage: Eukaryota; Dinophyceae; Suessiales; Symbiodiniaceae
Source: the annotation of a GenBank genome assembly
AUGGAGAAGGAGCUUUCGGAUGUCAACAAGCGUUUGCGAGUACAGACCGGUGUGACACCGGUGUCGGAUUUGAAGCGCAGCCGACCGAUUGAGGUUGGGUCUGAUAUCGUCCCCCAGGGCCGUGCACCCGCGACGAGCAGUGCCCGUGAGAUGGCCCUGCAGGGGCUUCCUCAAGAGGAUUUAACGCCCCACAAACAGCCUUCACAAGCAGUUCACCCAGCUGCCCCGACCAAAGCUGACACUUUGGUUGAGGAUGAUCAGCCGGCUGUUGCAGAAGCUGUUGCUGAGCAGGGGGCUGUGCAGACCGGAGAACCUGGUGAGCAGGCAAAGGGAUCGGUGCAGACCGAAGGACCUGGUCAGCAGGCAAAGGGAGCUGUGCAGACCGAAGGACCUGGUGAGCUGGCAAAGGGAUCUGUGCAGUCCGAAGGACCUGGUGAGCAGGCAAAGGGAACCGUGCAGACCGGAGGACCUGGUGAGGCAAAGGGAGCCGUGCAGACCGGAGGACCUGUGCAGACCGAAGGACCUGGUGAGGCAAAGGGAGCCGUGCAGACCGAAGGACCUGGUAAGACAGUGGGCAGCACAGGUCUCAGAAGCCUUGACAGCAUGUCUACACUCUCUUGGGGCCGCAGAAUCAGCGUGGAAAGCCUGGUCCCGGAUACGCCGAUGAAGCAGCCAGUGCAUUUCUUGGAGCAGCAGGCGUUGGAGCUCCAGGGAAAGCUUUUUCAGGCCUUUGGGGAUGGAGCUACGUUUGCAUCAGAUGAUGAGAAAGGGCGACGGGUGCUCGGGGACCUCGUCACGGAUUGGUUGAUAGAGCUUCAGGGCUCUGAAUACCCUCCGGUCCAGCCGGGAGCAGCGGGGGACACGAUGGCCAUCUCUGCAGUGGAGUGCCUGGAUGCUUGGGCAGCCCUCAGGGCUGUGGCCAAGAAGGAGGCCGAUCUGCAAGAGCAGUUGCAAGCCAAGAUGGCUCACGCAGACCAGGCCGUGGCAAAGGCUUUGUCGAGCGUGGUCCAGCACGCCGGGCAGGCCGGUGCUUUUUCGAACAGCGCUGCUGUUACGCAGCGCAUGGCUGCUUGGAAAAGGAGCCUGCAGGAGCAAGGCGAGAAGGAGAUCCAAGGGGUCAAGGAGCAGCUGCAGAUGGCCACCAGUCGUCUGGAAGCAGGGAUUUCCCAGACAGUGGCAGUGGCCCUUCAGCGGUAUGAUGAGGCCCGCCCCAGAACAGAGGACGAGAUCGUGGGCGCCCUCAUGCUGCAAGUUGAAGAGCACAUGCAGUCUUUGCAGCUGAUUGAUGUGGACCCCGCCUCAGCAGGUGGCACCGGUGGAACCGCGAUGGACGUGGACGCCCACGACACCAAGGAGGCAAAGCUACGGGAGAUGGUCAACCACGGCUUGCUGCUGGAGCGCAACGACGGCCCGCUUUGCCCGGAGCCUGUGCUGGAGGCGGCCAAGGGGAAGAAGUACAGCCGCCUGGGAGACCGGGUCAUCAUCAACCGGUUGUUCGAGGAGUGGGUGCAGGCGUCCGAGAACUGGGCCAGCAGCGCGAUCGUGUUCAAUGCCAGUUUGAGCCGCUCGCAAAGGCGCCGUGGCAGGUAUGUCAUGAAGACGUUCAAGGACCUCAAGCUCCUUUAUGGAGCUGCCUCGGCAAAGGCGAUUCGCGAGAGAAAAAAGGAGAUGGGCUCGGACUGGUGGUGGCCCCACCCGGAGAUGGCCGACAACGAGGAGUGGGAAUGCUUCAAGGUGUACGACUCCAUGGAGUUCGAGGACGAUGAGACCAGCACAGCGGAGCACCAGUUCCGAGCAGAAGGCGCCCUCGAUGGGGAAGCCACCCGGGGUCUUGUGUGCCACGACUUAAUGGUUAUGUCAGCCUACCACCAGCCGGGCGCUCCGGCCGGCUCUGGCUACCAGUUCGGCGUGAUGCGUCCUGCAAAGGCGGCUCCCCCGACACCCGGCACCCCAGCUCCAGGGGGCAGUGGGGGCAAUCCGGGCCAGGAGACGACCGGGAAGGGCGGUGGCAAGAAAGGGAAGGCACCCUCCCUGAGGUCUGAGAAGAUGAAGGAGGGCUAUGCGCAGGAGCUCGACGAGGGCACCCAAGUGGUGGAGACAGCUCGAGGACGACUCGAGGAAUGGUAUGCCCGUAAGAUUGAGGAUGCCGACAUUGUUGGCGAGGAGAGAGGCAUCUACGACGAGGCCAUGCGAGCUGUGGACCAAGCGUUUACAGUCUUGGCUGGCAAGAUCAAGGCGGUAAAGACCGCCACGGUGUCUAGGCACCACCGAAGGAGCCGAAAGCCAAGGGCAAGAGUCGUGCCAAGCCUCGAUGAAGAGUCGGAAGAGCCGGCAUCGCCACCUGUCUUCUGCCGCAUGUGCAUCGAGCGGCCGGGGUGUGGCACACUGAUUACAUGCUUAGGUCGGUCCGUGAGCACUCCUCUUCACGCCUAUGUCAUGAAGACGAUCGGCAAGGGUGAAACUUCGUUUGCGGGUGCCCGGGAGAUGCUGGAUGCUGUCAACAAAGAGUUCCAGGGCCAUGGUAUGGAGCUAGCCGGGGCUGCAGGGGAACUGAUUUCCACAUCGGGAAGAUGGCCUAGCAACAUCCAACGAGACAUGUUACGACGGUGCAAAGCGUCCAAAGUCCCGGUUACCAAGUUGGCUGUCCCUGUGAUCCUGAAGGGUACGGUGAAGAGAAGGACACUUCCUGUGGCUCUGCCACAUGAGGUGUUGCCCUGGCUGGUGCAACGGGGCAUUUUCCCCCUGGAUGAUUCUGCUGAGAUUGUGCGUUUCUGGACGCAUGCUCGAAGUGUCGGCUUGCCAACCGGGGGUGCCACUGACUUUCACAUUCCUUUGUGGAUCUGGGGAGACGAUGCUAAGUUUACAGAGACACACCAAGACAAGUUAGUGGUGGUGGCCUUCGGAAGGCUGCUUGAGACCUCCAAGAAUGCCCUGAAGACUGUUUGGCCUCUGUUCACCUACCAACAGGUCGUGAAAUCCUUCAACAUCCUCUUUGAAGAGGGUGUCAUGGUGACGACACCGUCUGGGCAGCGCAAACGUGUGUAUGCAGCAGUGGUACAGUACCAGGGUGACUGGAAGUGGCACAAGGCCUGA